Messenger RNA from Mercurialis annua (annual mercury), 2967 nucleotides. RefSeq names its product receptor-like protein EIX1. The transcript has a single exon. The coding region runs from base 104 to 2830 and encodes 908 amino acids. Lineage: Eukaryota; Viridiplantae; Streptophyta; Magnoliopsida; Malpighiales; Euphorbiaceae. The record is from RefSeq and is a predicted model, not a curated record. Gene Ontology annotation, molecular function: protein binding.
UUUUCACAUUAUAGAAGAUAUUUAUGAACUUCCAAUCUCUAAUCCACUAUAUAAAUUCUGUUAGCUUUCUUUAUCCAUCACCACCACAUACAAAUCUUGAAACAUGAAGACUACUACUAAAAACUACUUCAAAUCACUUUGUUUUCUCUUGUUUCUCAUUAAUGUCUGUUUGGGUGCUGAGAAUCUCAAUGCUAAGUGCAUAGACACAGAGAGAGAAGCACUUCUUGUCUUCAAAAAAACCCUAACUGAUCCUUCAGGUAGGCUGUCUUCUUGGGAAGGUAAAGACUGCUGCAACUGGAGUGGAAUCAAAUGCAACAAUCGAACCAGUCAUGUCAUCAAGCUCAACCUUAGAAAUCCUUACACUGGUGGAUUUGGUGAUCUGUCAGCUUAUGAAAACUCCUGUUUAGGUGGUAAGAUCAGUCCUUCUUUAGCUAGUUUAAGCUACUUAAAGUACUUGGAUUUAAGCUUGAAUGAUUUUAAAGGUGCUCAAAUUCCUGAAUUUCUUGGUGGGUUUCGUAAUUUGGUUUAUCUUAACCUGUCUUUCUCAUCUUUCUCUGGAAUUAUCCCAUCUCAGCUUGGAAAUCUUUCGAAUUUGCGCUAUCUCGAUCUCUUUGCAGAUUCGUUUAGUGUUUCAGGAUCUUCUUCGGAGCUGAGAGCAGAUAAUCUGCAUUGGCUUUCAAGUCUUUCUUCUUUGAAAUACCUGAACAUGGGGUACGUUAAGCUUAAUAAUGUAAGCCAAGACUGGCUGCAGUAUUUUAACAAGCUUUCUUCUCUUGUAGAGUUAAGAUUACAAUUCUGUGACCUGAAAAGUAUUCCACAAACAUUUCCUUCCAUUGGUUUCACUUCGCUUUCGGUUCUUGAUUUGUCUGAUAAUUCUUUCAAUUCCGCAAUUCCGCAAUGGUUGUUCAGUCUUACAAGUCUUAAAGAGCUUUAUCUUGUUUGGAACUUUUUCAGUGGUCCUGUUCCUGAUGAGUUUUCAAAGCUGAAAUCUCUUGAAAUACUUGAUUUGUCUAAUAAUAUUGAUUUUGGUGGUAAAAUUUCUGGAGUUUUUGGAAGUCUUGAUAAGCUUAGGAUUUUAGAUCUUUCUGCUAAUGGUUUAACUGGGGAUUUACAUGAGUUCUUGGGUGGUUUUUCUGAUAAUAACAACUUACUCUCGCUGCGUUUAGGUUCUAAUUCUUUGUCAGGGGAAGUUCCUGAAUCAUUAGGAGUGCUUAGAAAUUUGAAAAAUCUUGAACUCUCUAGUAAUUCUUUCUUUGGUUCUAUACCAAAAUCUAUCGGAAAAUUGUCAGCCUUACAAAAAUUGGAUUUGUCUUAUAACAAAAUGAAUGGGAGAAUUCCUGAGAGUUUUGGCCAACUCUCAAACCUUGUAGAUCUAAAUCUGAUAGAAAAUUCCUGGACAGGAACUUUAGUAGAAUCUCAUUUGGUGAAUCUGAAAAGUCUUGAAAAUAUCCAAAUCACAACAGAUUCGCCAAGAUACCUGAUUUUCGAUGUAUCGAAGAAUUGGGUUCCUCCUUUCAGGCUCAAAUCCAUCAAUCUUGAGAACUGCAGAGUAGGUCCUGCCUUUCCAAUGUGGCUACAAGUCCAGAGUGAACUUACCUCUGUCCGCUUAAUAAAUGUCGGAAUUUCGGAUACGAUACCAGAGGAAUGGUUCUCAAAACUGUCUGCUCAAAUCACUUAUUUGGUUCUCUCAAAUAACCAAAUCAAGGGGAAAUUGCCAAAUCAAUUAGUAUCUCCCAAUUUGAGAUUUAUUGAUUUGAGUUCUAAUCACUUUAAUGGUCCUAUACCACAUUGGUCUACAAAUGCAAGUACUGUUUAUCUUCAGGAUAACUCGUUUUCUGGACCGGUACCUGAAAACAUAGGAACCCUAAUGCCUGACCUUCAGAUUUUACAUCUUUCUUCAAAUCGUCUUAGCGGUACAAUUCCAUCAUCAUUCUGCGAUAUAGAAAGCCUGCAAAUUCUUUCACUUAAGAGCAAUCACUUUUCAGGACAGCUUCCCAAUUGUUGGCAUCAUUCGUUCAUGUUUUGGGCUAUUGAUGUUUCAAAUAACAAUUUAACAGGAAAAAUUCCAACUUCAUUUGGUUUGUUACCUUCCCUUAGCGUUCUGCUAUUGAGCAAUAAUCAUUUUGAUGGAGAGAUUCCGUCUUCCUUGAGAAAUUGCUCGGGACUCACGAGCAUCGAUCUUCGAGGCAACAAGCUAUCCGGAAACUUGCCUUCAUGGAUAGGUGAAAGAUUCCAAUCCUUAUUCAUGUUACAGCUUCAUUCAAACUUGCUAACCGGUCCGAUCCCGGAACAAUUAUGCAAUCCAGAGAAUCUGCAUAUCUUAGACCUUUCAGAAAAUAAAUUUUCAGGAGCUAUUCCGAAAUGUAUUGGCAAUCUGACAAGCUUGGCUAGCAGUAAUCGAAACAGUGAGCCAUUCCUGCGGUUAUUGAUAAUUGCAAUGAAAGGGAGAACUGCUGAGUAUAACAAAACUGUUUCAGACAUAUAUGGAAUUAACCUGUCAGGAAAUAAUCUGACAGGAGGAAUUCCCGACGACGUAACAAAGCUGACAGGAUUACGAAGCUUGAACCUGUCGAGAAAUCAGCUAAGCGGAAAGAUUACUGAGAAGAUUGGAGAGCUUAAGAAAUUGGAAAUACUUGAUCUGUCACAGAAUCAUUUUUCAGGGUCAAUUCCUGAAACCUUGGCUUCUUUGAACUACCUGGUGGAGUUGAACUUAUCAUACAAUAACCUGGAAGGCAAAAUUCCUGAAGGGCUGCAGAAAUUCAAUGACCAGGCAGUUUUUAUAGGUAAUCCAUCACUAUGUGGAGCUCCACUUCCAAGGAAAUGCCCAUAAAAUGAGGAAAUGCAAAUUCAAGAAUGUGAAAAGGGAACAUAUAGCACAGAUGAAUAGGGCUUGCAAGGUACCAGUUAAGUGGCUUUGAAGCCCAAUUGUAUAAAUAAGUGCAUCAAUAAAGAGAUAAUUACACCAAA